Messenger RNA from Manis pentadactyla (Chinese pangolin), 2846 nucleotides. RefSeq names its product solute carrier family 26 member 3 (gene SLC26A3). The coding region runs from base 189 to 2468 and encodes 759 amino acids. Gene Ontology annotation, cellular component: membrane. Gene Ontology annotation, molecular function: chloride transmembrane transporter activity; bicarbonate transmembrane transporter activity; secondary active sulfate transmembrane transporter activity. Gene Ontology annotation, biological process: transmembrane transport. The record is from RefSeq and is a predicted model, not a curated record. Lineage: Eukaryota; Metazoa; Chordata; Mammalia; Pholidota; Manidae. The transcript has 21 exons.
GCCUAUAGACCUAAGUGGAUGGACACUGUCUAUUAGAACUGGGCUAUUUUAUCUCAGAAAUUUUCCACUGUUGCUGAAGUGCCUCACUGAGUAUAUAUCAGGCAUUUUAACCUGCUAAAGACAAGAAGAAGCAUUUGCCACAUAGUUCCAAAGGUCUUCCACUUCCCGCAGCCGUCAGAGAAGGCAAAAUGAUCGAACCCAUUGGAAAUCAGUACAUUGUGGCCAGGCCAGUGUAUUCUGCAAACGCUUUUGCGGAAGACCAUAAGAAGAAACUGAGAUAUCAUAAGACGUUUCUGGAUAACCUCAAAGUGUGUUGUAGCUGUUCCACACAAAAGGCCAAGAGAAUUGCCCUCUCUUUGUUCCCCAUAGCAUCUUGGUUACCAGCUUACCGGAUCAAGGAAUGGCUGCUCAGUGACAUUGUUUCUGGAAUCAGCACGGGGCUGGUGGCUGUACUGCAAGGUUUAGCAUUUGCUCUGCUGGUCUCCAUCCCCCCAAGCUAUGGGUUGUAUGCAGCUUUUUUCCCAGUGAUAACCUACUUUUUCUUGGGCACUUCUAAACACAUAUCUGUGGGUCCAUUUCCUGUUCUGAGCAUGAUGGUGGGAGCAGUAGUUUUGAGAUUAGUUCCAACCACCAGUACAAUGUCUCUGGACAUCUUUAAUAGCUCAAUGAGCAAUGACUCAUCAACGGAUGAGUAUAAGGUGAUGGUGGCUGCAACGGUCACAGUCCUUUCUGGAAUCAUUCAGUUGGUCAUGGGGGUUCUGCAGUUCGGGUUCGUGGUGAUUUACCUAUCUGAAUCCCUAAUCAGUGGUUUCACCACAGCUGCUGCUAUUCAUGUUUUGGUUUCCCAGCUCAAAUUUAUUCUUCAGCUCCAAGUCCCAGCACACACUGAUCCAUUUUCAAUUUUCAAAGUACUAAAUUCUAUAUUCUCACAAAUUGAGAAAACUAACAUUGCAGACCUUGUGACAUCCUUGAUUAUCCUAUUGAUUGUAUUUGUGGUUAAAGAAAUAAAUCAGCGCUACAAAGCCAAACUUCCAGUGCCCAUCCCGAUUGAGCUCAUCAUGACUGUGAUCGCCACAGGUGUAUCCUAUGGUUUUGACUUCAAAAACAGGUUUAACGUGGCUGUGGUUGGGAAGAUGCAAAGUGGAUUUCAGCCUCCUAUCACGCCAGACAUACAGAUUUUCCAGGAUACCAUUGGAGACAGCUUUGGCAUUGCCAUCGUUGGCUUUGCGGUGGCCUUUUCAGUCGCCAGCGUCUAUUCCCUGAAAUAUGAUUACCCAAUUGAUGGCAACCAGGAGUUAAUAGCCUUGGGAGUGAGUAACAUAUUCGGAGGAUCCUUCAGAGGGUUUGCAGCAAGUACCUCCCUCUCCAGAUCAGGGGUUCAGGAGAGCACCGGAGGCAAAACACAGAUUGCUGGGCUUCUCUCUGCCAUCAUCGUGCUGAUUGUCAUUGUAGCCAUUGGAUUUCUUCUGGAGCCACUGCAAAAGUCUGUCCUGGCAGCUUUAGCUCUUGGAAACUUAAAGGGAAUGCUGAUGCAGUUCGCGGAGAUAGGAAGAUUGUGGCGAAAGGACAAGUAUGAUUGUCUGAUCUGGAUCAUGACCUUCAUUUUUGCCAUCGUCCUGGGACUCGGUCUAGGCCUGGCAGCUAGCGUAGCAUUUCAGCUCCUGACCAUCGUGUUCAGGACCCAAUUCCCAAAAUGCAGCAUUCUGGCUAAUGUUGGAAGGAGCAACAUUUAUAAGAAUAAAAAAGACUACUCUGACAUGUAUGAACCGGAAGGAGUGAAAAUUUUCAGAUGUCCAUCUCCUAUCUACUUUGCAAACAUUCAGUUCUUUAAGCAGAAACUUACCGAUGCUGUUGGCUUUAAUCCACUACGAAUUUUACGCAAGCGCAACAAAGCCUUGAAGAAAAUCCGAAAACUGCAGAAGAAAGGCCUUCUACAAGUGACACCGAAAGGAUUUAUAUGUACCAUUGAUGGCUUUAAAGAUUCUGAGGAUGAGCUGGACAGCCAUCAGAUUGAAGAACUGGAUCAGCCAAUCAAUCUCGCAGACCUGCCCUUCCAGAUCGACUGGAACGCUGAUCUUCCCGUCAACAUUGUGGUCCCAAAAAUCAGCCUGCACAGCCUCAUUCUUGAUUUUUCAGCAGUGUCAUUUCUUGACAUUUCUUCUAUGAGGGGUCUCAAAAAGAUUUUGCAAGAAUUUAUGAGGAUCAAAGUAGAUGUGUAUAUUGUUGGAACUGAUGACGAUUUCAUUGAGAAGCUUGUGCAGUGUGAAUUUUUUGAUGAUGAAGUCAAGGACUCAAUAUUUUUCUUAACAAUCCAUGAUGCCAUUCUGCAAAUUUUGAUGAAGAAGGAUGACAGUACCUCCAAGUUUAAUUCCAGUCAGGGAAAAGAUGCAAAAUUUGAUUUUACCAUAAAUACAAAUGGAGGAUUACGUAAUCGGGAAUGUCAGGUACCAGUUGAAACGAAAUUCUAAUCAAAAUAUAAUCCAGAAGGAUUUUCAUCUGACAGUCACAUUAAAAAAAAAUUCAUACUCAGAAAGUUAUUGAUAAGUUCAUACAUUGUAUGAAGAAUAUUUUUGACAGAAUUAUGUUUCAAACUUUGGAACAAGAUUGUUCUAGCAUGGUAUAUUUUUCACAUAUCUAGCAUAAAAUUAUGUAAAUACUCUUAAUUUUAUACCUUGUAGAUUUACCAAAGGAAGAAAAUUAUUUUGUUUAUAUGUAUUUUUAUAGCACUAACAGAUUUCCAACCAACUCACUAUCUUUGUGCAUGUUUUGCCGUGUCUUUAUACCAAUGCUUUGAAUCUCGUAACUUAUACAGUUCAUAUUAAUAUAUCCCCAUUUAAAAAAAUUCA